AUGGAGGAAGGGAAGCAAUCUACGAGUGUUCUUGUGGCAUCGACAGAGAUUCCUGGGUCUUUGCAUUCCCAGGGACCUUCGAACCAGGAAAAGCCCACGCAAACCGUACCUGCAGAGGCAUGGCCCAAGCAACCGGUACCGUUGGUGCCUAGCAGCAAAAGCCAAUUGCUCAUGUGGGUAUACGACGCAGUGCUGCUCACCGUUCCGCUCAUUCUCAUCGCCAAAAUCGGCCUGGUUAUCGGCGCAUGGAAGCUGGAUCGGUCGCAUCGUGGGAGCGACAUCGACCUUGUCAGCUCACUCACUAUUUUCCUGAUCGAGUUCAACGGUCAGAUGACCACCGCUUUCACCAUCAUCUUCGUCACAGUCAUGUCAACCCUCGUGCGGCGAUACGCUUUGUGGAAAGCGCAGAGGGGAGCGCGAGUGGCGGACCUCGAGCAACUGCAAGGGAGCAUUAGUCUUCCAAGCACAAUCAAACUGAUCUGGUCUCUGCGUGCCUUCACAACGACCAGUGUCGCUCUCGUGGCGAUCUGGUCGUUCUACUACCUGGGCAGUCAGGCCAGCAAGCUGGAAUUUCGACGGGCCGAUUCUGGCUCAUAUCACAACAUGCAGGCUGCCACUGCCGGCCCAAAUUACCUGUCCGGCUUUAGCUCCUCCUAUACAGGCUCGUUCCCAGUCGAAACCUUGAACGCUGAUCUCAUUGCGGCCGAAGGCUUUGCAAAUCCGGAGUAUCAGGCAGUUGCGUCGAACCUAUGGGGUACCGACUCGAUUGGGUCCGCAUUGCUCCCUGAUCUCAACGCUGUCCUCGAUCAGGGCUGGUUUGUCAACAAUGUCGGAUGGGUGCCUCCCCAUCCUGGUCACCAUGGCUGGGUCAAAGUUGGACAUCAAUCGCAGCUCCACAACUACGACGACUACUCGUCACUCGUCGGAAGUCCCAUCUACUUCAUGCUGUUAAGUGAUGGAGGGGGCGCAUCGAUGAUCCAAGUCAAUAGCUUCCUGGGUACCUACACUCUCCACAACAGCUACCUUUCCGUCAAUUGUGGGCGACCUGUAUUCCUGUCUUACGACUCUUUUCCCAAAGGGACAUAUAUGAACCAAUCUAUUAGUUUCAACAUGACCCAGGUCCGAGCCGACGCCCCCCGAGAUGUUCACGGACACCCUCUCCGUGAAUUCAACCUCUCAACCCGUUGGAUUCCAGACAACGACCAAAGCAUCCUCACAUACGGCAGCUCAACACAAACAUGUAACAUCACCUCUGUCAAUGUCGACAUGCAAGUCUCCUGUGGGCCGUCAGGCUGUCAUCCAGACAAAAUGCGAUACGCCAACCAUACUUCUCGCCACAACGCAACCUCGUUCAGCACACCCUUUGAUGACGACGCAUUUUCUGCUCGGUUCUUCAGCGCUCUUCUCCUCGCUCGCGGGCCACAACUCAACGUCUCGACGCCUACGGAUAUUGGGGCCAGUCUAACUGUGAGCCUUCAAAACUGGCUAGGCGAACACGGGAGCGGUGACGGCUACGACGUAUUCCUGACGAUGACUAGAAGAGGCCUUUCAAUGCCGCUCACCUUGUACUUUAACAGCUACUACAUGCUGUCGCAGCGCGACGCCAGUUCCGGACCAACCUUUAGCGCCGACGACACGGCUUUCCGGCUCCUCACUGUCCAUGGCGCGUUCUAUGACCCUCAUUAUGCCAUCUUCUGGGGAUGGAUCGCUGUCGAUUUCGUGUCGUGCAUCAUCCUCUUGAUUGCUGCGGCGGUCGCAUGCUGGCUGCGCACCCAAACCCUAGCCCCCGACAUCUUCGGCUAUGUGUCGAGUCUGACGAGAGACAACCCGCACAUCCACCUACCUGACAACGGGACAACGCUGAGUGGCCUAGAAAGAGCGCGGCUGUUGAGAAACGUCACGGUCAAAAUCGGCGACGUGAGUUCUCCGGACGAUGAAACGGGCAGAGUCGGCCUGGCUCAGGUGCACAACACCAGCAGAGCUCCGGUGGCCAAUUUGAAGCCGACUGUUGCAUAUGUUUGA
Messenger RNA from Capronia epimyces CBS 606.96, 2022 nucleotides. RefSeq lists its product as uncharacterized. The coding region runs from base 1 to 2022 and encodes 673 amino acids. The record is from RefSeq and is a predicted model, not a curated record. The transcript has a single exon. NCBI's taxonomy places the organism in Eukaryota, Fungi, Ascomycota, Eurotiomycetes, Chaetothyriales, Herpotrichiellaceae.